AUGUUACGCUCGCCGAUUUCACCUGAGCGUUCCUCCGCCCGACCGCCAAAUCCCUCUCGACCAUCCUUCGAUAGUGAAUUGGAACGUCCAGGCUCCUCUGGAAGUGAUGCCUCUUCAGUGACUUCCAAUGUGACAACCAUAUCCGCCGUCCAAACCCCAUUUUAUCAACCUCCUAGUGGGACGUCGUCCCCCCGGCCGCCGCGGACCUCAUCGAUUACCACCGCCACCGUGAGUAGCCAGAACGGCCCUUCGCCUACCCGCACUCGGCCUCCCGCUUCCUUCAUGCCACAAAAUGAGAUAUCGAGUAGGAAACCGACGGGUCGGGCGCAUCCGCCCGAUCUGAUGAUGAAACAUCGGUCUCGACAUCACUCACAGGGGUUCUUCGAACCUUCCCUCCCUACGGCGUCCGCCUCGGACUCGACCAUUUCGGCUUCGAGAAUCGCAGCCCAGACUGCGAUGCAACAACAGCAGCAGCAACAGGGCAGUAACACGCAACAACUACCCAAACGACCUCAGACCAUUCUCUAUACUCCGGACGAUGGAUCGAGAACCAGGGGAGGUAGUAUUUCCCCUCCCCCACUAUUGCCAGCCCCUUCCCUACCACCGCCCGGGUCCAGUGGAUCAUCAGGGCAAACAUAUCAGAAUGGCCAUUCCGGUGUGGCGACCACUGCAGCCAAUGUGGCGUUUCCACGACACGCUGGGCUGCAACCUCCCGGGCUAGAAGCGCCGCCGGAAAAGGAGCACAAACAUAAAGGAGAGAAACCGAAGAUGAAGCUGUUUUCGAAGCCGAAACAUAUUGGGAUUAGCCGGGAUAAAGACGGAAUACCAAAAGAUAGGGGGCUCCCAUCACCCAGCAAAAUGGGUUUCUCCGGAGCAGGAUUGUCACGCAUUGUCAGUGCAUCUACGACAAGCUUAGCUGAGACCUUCCCAUCUAACAACUCCUCGAUGUAUAACCUAUCCAAUGCUUCUGCGAGCACGGUGGUCCCCGCCGAUAAGCCGAUGUCCAAUGAGAAAGAGAAGGACAAGGAAAAGGCCCAUAAGCAUCAUUUUUUGUCGAGGCAAAAGCUGAAGUUAAAGGACCGAGAUGAUCAUUACAAUCUACCGCUAUCUUCUGCUUCUAGUAACUCCAAACCGUCCGACCCGAACGCCCCCCAGUCGCUUUACUCAUUUACACCUGCUUCUCCGGGUCCAACGUCGACUACGUUUGGCAAAUCGGUGAGUGGGUUAGAUAUCCUUCACGGUGGUCGGGCUUUACGGGAAAAGAAGAAGGAGGAGAAGGAGAAAGAGAAGGCGAUGGCGGAGUCGGAGCAGCAUGAAUGGAUGACUGGCCCGACAGGCGUUGGUGGUACGUCGACUGUAUUUGCGGGGCCAUCCUCAAUUGGCUCGGCUGGGGGUCUCACAGAGGCUGCUCUUCGAGAAACCUUACAAGGGUUUGGCCUCAACAACAUGUCGCCGGAAGAUGCGUGGGAUUUCCUGAAGGCUAAGCUGUUGGUGAUUUUCGAUGGGGAAGACGUUCGUAUUUCCAUCGAAGAUCUCAACAAGCUGGUGUUGAUUCACAUCCAGCGCUGUGUGCAAAAGCGCACACCAUCCGCCAUUGUUGAUGAUCUACGGGAGCUACUCGAGACCGGAUUUGCAUCCUUGAAUCAUACAUUAAACGGGGUACCCGAUGAGAAGCUGGUUCCUCAUUUGGUGCAAAUAUGGAUGCUAGUCUUUGGCACAAUUCUUCCGUUCAUACAGGCUGUCUUCUUACCCUUGGACCUCGAGUUCAGGGGUUGCGGGACUGUGAUGAACCUUCGAGAGGCCCGCGAGUUCUGGGCUGCCGCCUUGAAUGGGGAUUAUCCUGGGUGCGAGCUUGAAGUCCGCAACCUUGUGUUGAUAGCUUUCCGUGAUAAGGUCAUUCUUUAUCGUUACGACGGCCUUAAGGCUACAUUUUCCCGGUUGAGUCUUGAAAAUAUCAACUUGGGCAAUUCUGCCCUCAGCGUAACGACAAAGAGCAGCAGUAGUAGUGGUCGGCCCGCAACAGCUGCCUCGCUGGAUGCCGGUUUUGGCAGCUACAAUUCUCAGUCUUCCACUCUCCUCAAUACUGCGGCCAGCUACUCUUCAGACUCUAUGAGCUGCAACCGCAGUCGUGCUGCUUCCAACACUUCGUCCAACCCUGACCAACUUAUCUUCCAAUCGUUUUCGUCCCCGACACAACGGCCGACCAUCAUCCAUCGAUCGUCUCAUACCGCUGAUACGUCUCAUGUUAUCACAGAGACCGUUGGUCGGAUGCUUCAAUGCGUUAGUGUUUUAGCCAGUGUGCAGACGGGCGGCAAACCGCAAGAGAAAAUUGAGCUUCUGAGCAAAGCGCUUAAGCACAAUUGGCUCGGCCGUGGCCGCACUGGGCGAGACCGACGAGGAUUUGUUGGAGCUAAGAUUCGACCGGCGAUGGUUACACGGACCGAGAGCGAUGAUUCCAUGAGAGAUAGAAACGGUGAUUCGGGUAUCAUGCGAGAUGGGCAUCGGGAAAUGAGUGUUCUUUGA
Aspergillus bombycis is the source of this 2523-nucleotide messenger RNA. RefSeq lists its product as uncharacterized. NCBI's taxonomy places the organism in Eukaryota, Fungi, Ascomycota, Eurotiomycetes, Eurotiales, Aspergillaceae. Bases 1 to 2523 code for a protein of 840 amino acids. Gene Ontology annotation, cellular component: TORC2 complex. Gene Ontology annotation, biological process: TORC2 signaling. The record is from RefSeq and is a predicted model, not a curated record. The transcript has a single exon.